GCGCUGGGCUGCGCGGCUAGGCUGUUUCUCAUCGAGAUUUUCCACUAGAGAAAGCGCCCCCGGACUCGGGGCUGCGCCUCUCAAACCACAUUCGUCCUGCUGCCAUAUAAAUGGUGAGAUCGACCUAGCUAAGAAACCCAGACCCAAAUUAAUUCUUCCGCUGCUUCCCUGAACACCACUCUCACAACUCACAAGUCACACCUUCCACUGCGAGGAGGCAGAAGCAAAACCCCGAGCCAUAAGCUGCCUCCGGGCGGCAAGAUGAUAUCGUUGCAUGACCUGUACACGGUCCUGGCGGCGGUGGUUCCGCUCUACGUGGCGAUGAUCCUGGCGUACGGCUCGGUGAGGUGGUGGGGCAUCUUCACGCCCGACCAGUGCUCCGGCAUCAACCGCUUCGUCGCCAUCUUCGCCGUGCCGCUGCUCUCCUUCCACUUCAUCUCCACCAACGACCCCUACGAGAUGAACCUCCGCUUCCUGGCCGCGGACACGCUGCAGAAGCUCCUCGUCCUGGCCCUGCUCGCCGCGUGCUCGCGUCUGAUCCCCUCGCGGCUGGACUGGUCCAUCACGCUCUUCUCGCUGUCGACGCUGCCCAACACGCUCGUCAUGGGGAUACCUCUGCUCAUGGCCAUGUACGGCCCCUACGCCGGCUCGCUCAUGGUCCAGAUUGUCGUGCUCCAGUGCAUCAUCUGGUACACGCUGCUGCUCUUCCUCUUCGAGUUCCGCGCCGCUCGCCUGCUAAUCGCUGACCAGUUCCCCGACACCGCGGCGUCCAUCGUGUCGCUGCAUGUAGACCCCGACGUGGUGUCGCUGGAGGGCGGCCGCGCGGAGACGGAGUCCGAGGUGGCGGCCGACGGGCGGCUGCACGUCACCGUGCGCCGGUCCUCGGUGUCGAGGCGGUCGACGCUGCUGGCGACGCCGCGGCCGUCGAAUCUGACGGGCGCGGAGAUCUACUCCUUGAGCUCGUCGCAGAACCCCACCCCGCGGGGCUCCAACUUCAACCAGGCGGACUUCUUCGCCGUCGUCGGUGGUGCGCCGCCCGCCAGGGUGGGCGGCUCGAGCUUCGGCGCCUCCGAGCACUACUCGCUGCAGUCGUCGCAGGGGCCGACGCCGAGGGAGUCCAACUUGGACGAGCACUCGGCAGGGCCAAAGCAUGCCACGACAGACGCCGGAGCGCAGCACAACCAUGACGCCAAGGAGCUCCACAUGUUCGUGUGGAGCUCCAGCUCCUCUCCCGUCUCAGAAGCAGUAAGCGGCUUGCCGAUGUUCACCGGCGGUGCAGGCGCAGCGCAUCUCGAUGCCGCCGCCAAGGAAAUCCGCAUGGUUGUCCCCGCGGACCCGCCGCAGAAUGGCUCAUGCAAAGAGAACGGGGGCUACACCGCGGCAGCGAGGGGAGGCGGAAAGGCAGUGGAGGACGACGGCGACGCUGCGGUGCAGGCCGGGCCGGACAGGCUGGCGGCGAAGCUGAACUCCAGCCCCGGGGACGAGGACGGAGCGGAAAGCGGGCGGGCGCGGCAGCACCAAAUGCCGCCGGCGAGCGUGAUGACACGGCUCAUACUGAUCAUGGUGUGGCGCAAGCUCAUCCGCAACCCCAACACGUACUCCAGCCUAAUCGGCCUCACCUGGUCCCUCGUCGCCUUCCGGUGGCACGUCUCCAUGCCAACGAUGGUCGAGAAGUCCAUCUCCAUCCUCUCGGACGCUGGGCUGGGGAUGGCCAUGUUUAGCCUGGGUGGGUGCCCACGCCCCUUGUGCUCCUGUCUCCGCCCAGCCCUACACCGUGUCGCACCGCAAUUAAUCCUCCCCCCUCGCCCUCGUGCCCACACCCCGCAUGCAUGCAUAACACCGUCAACCUCUCCCUGGGCAGGACUGUUCAUGGCGCUGCAGCCGAGCAUCAUCGCCUGCGGCAACUCCGCCGCCGUCGCCUCCAUGGCCGUCCGCUUCCUCGCGGGCCCUGCCGUCACUGCUGCCGCGUCAGCCGCCGUCGGUCUACGUGGGACGCUCCUUAAGGUCGCCAUUGUUCAGGCGGCUCUACCACAAGGGAUUGUACCUUUUGUUUUCGCCAAGGAAUACAAUGUCCAUCCUGACAUCCUGAGUACUGCCGUAAUUUUUGGCAUGCUAAUAGCUCUUCCGAUUACAUUGGCCUACUACGCCCUUCUUGGACUGGUACACUGAUCAAUGAUGCUGCUGAAAACACAAAGCAGAGGUAGAAGUUUUAGUACUGCUGCCAGAUCAUACUUGUAAGCUUAGUCCAUGGAUGACGCAUGGCUUGUAAUUUUGGGUCACAUGCCUGUGAAAAUCCCUUGCGAUGACAAAGGUGCCCGGCAUUUAUGGCAUUGCUUACUUAUUUUGGGUUUCAGAAUUAUACACAGUGUUAUACAUACUGUACAUCAUAGCUUAACAUUAACAUGAAGUGAGCCAGCACCGAGUCCGGUACAUUAAUUA
Molecule: messenger RNA, 2439 nt
Organism: Aegilops tauschii subsp. strangulata
Lineage: Eukaryota; Viridiplantae; Streptophyta; Magnoliopsida; Poales; Poaceae
Product: auxin efflux carrier component 3a
Biological process (GO): auxin export across the plasma membrane; auxin polar transport
Cellular component (GO): plasma membrane; endoplasmic reticulum
Molecular function (GO): auxin efflux transmembrane transporter activity
Source: RefSeq, a predicted model, not a curated record